Solanum tuberosum (potato) is the source of this 699-nucleotide messenger RNA. RefSeq lists its product as uncharacterized. NCBI's taxonomy places the organism in Eukaryota, Viridiplantae, Streptophyta, Magnoliopsida, Solanales, Solanaceae. Bases 1 to 699 code for a protein of 232 amino acids. The record is from RefSeq and is a predicted model, not a curated record. The transcript has a single exon.
AUGGUUACUUCAUGGAUCCUCAAUUCCCUAAGCAAAGACAUUGUUGAUAGUGUCGAGUACGUGUUUGAUUCAUUGGAAUUAUGGAGUGAGCUAAAGGAUCGAUAUGAUCAAACUAAUGGUGCCAAGUUAUAUCAUAUCCAAAAAGAGAUUAACGAUCUAAGUCAGGGAUCUCUAGAUAUCACUUCCUACUAUACCAAGAUGAAGAAACUUUGGGAGGAACUCAGCAAUUUAUGUGUGAAAAAUCAGUGCAGCUGCUUGUGUACUUGUGGUGCCAAGGACACUAUGCAUAAGGUAGAACAAGAUAGACGACCAAUCCAGUUUCUUAUGGGCCUCAAUGAAGCAUACACUAUCAUUCGUGAUAGCAUCCUCAUGAUGAAACCAUUGCCUUCUAUGGGCCAGGCAUUUGCUCUCUUAAUUCAGGAGGAGAAACAAAGAGAGUUUAAGCCUAACAAUCAUUUUUUUGCAGAUUCACCCUCUAUUUGUGCUAGCUCCUCAACUAGACAGUCGCGACAUAUUGGAGGCCACUCAGGUGGACGAGGCUUCCACACUAACUACACGCAGAACACUGGGGGAAGAGGAACAAGACCUUUCUGUGAACAUUGUAAGAGGUUGGGCCAUACGAAAGAUAAGUGUUACAAGUUGCAUGGUUAUCCUGAUAAGCCAUCUUCUAGCCCAGGACCUAACAACAACAAUACUUAG